AUGGAGACACCUGCAGUUCCGAUUCCACAAGAGCCCCGGGAGCGGGCCAUCAUGGACCGUCUAUCUACGAUCAGGGACCAGCUUCUCCUCAUGAAGCGUGACCGAACGACUUACAUUCGGAGCCAGGAUGUCAUUCCGCUCUACGAUCAGACCAUCGAGCAGGUCAAGGAACUGAACAUGAUUCGGGAAGAGACGGGCAACAAGGAGGAGACCAGAGUCGACAGAGUUAUGGAGAGCUGCUUCCAGCUCCUGUCCCUAUUCUACCUGACCAUAGGUCGAAACAACGAGGCUCCCGCCGUGUACGCUCUCACAUCAACCAUCCGACGCCUCCUCGACCACCUCACAGAGGUUGAGCUCUACUCGGCUAAGGACCUCGACAGCAUGAGCGCCACGCUCCAGAGUCUCUCCAAGACCAUCAGCCAGGCUAGGAUGGGCGACGGCUCCGAGGCCCACCAUUCCCCCUACCUUCCCGAGCUGGUGACCAAGCGCGUCCAGCGUUGUCAGCAGGUCACUGAGACACUCCAGAAGAGGCUCGAAAGGUUUGGUGACUGCCUACUCGAUACGUAUGAGAAGUUGAUUUCGAUACUGCGCUCGAUAUCGCUAGCCAACACAAAGGCCAACUGGCGUGGUGCUAACAUCAAGCGAUUUGGUAUCCAGUUUUCCGUAUCCGAAGUAGAGAAGCUCCGCAAGCAGCUCCUCGAUCUGGGGGAGAAACGAAUAGAUGGAAAGUUUUGCAACAAAGACGGCUCGAUGCCCCCUGGCUCCGAGGAGGUGUCAGAGCUGUACGAGCGUUGUCUUCAAUGGUCGGACAUGGUUCUCGAGAGGAAGGGACAAGCCCCGGACAACUGGAAACAGGCCUACAACACACUUGUCGGCAUUCGCAACGAACUUGAGAAGCUAUCGCUGACGCAGGCCUGGUCCCUCCGCGAGACAGACCUGUACGACUACCAACGCCAGCUUGACAAGAUUGACGAGAGCCGGCAAGGUGGCAAUUUUUACGACGAAAAGGGCCGGCCGGCUGAUCUCUGGACCCAGAGGACCAUGCUCUACCUCAUCCGCCGGAGCUACGCGUACAUUUACCAGCUCAUGAUCUCAUCAGAGCCCGUGUCGGAAGCUCUCCUGCCCGUGUACAAUCAACUGCGGACGCUGAAGCGAUGCCUGCGCGAGGUCAAGGAUAAUGGCGGUGUCUCGUCGGUGCGCGAGCUUUAUCCUUACAGCAUGAAGCUUAACUCGCUGGAUAACAUGAGGGUUGACGGGAAAUUUGUCGUAAAUGGCGACAUACCAGAGGGCCAAGGAAGCGUGAGCGAGUUGUUGGCAGAGUGCUUUGAGUUGAACUAUGAGCUACAGUUGGCAGCAGUGGCGAGUUCCGAGGCUGAGAAGUGA
Geosmithia morbida is the source of this 1383-nucleotide messenger RNA. Its product is annotated as Protein of unknown function (DUF2408). The transcript has 5 exons. The record is from RefSeq and is a predicted model, not a curated record. Gene Ontology annotation, cellular component: cytoplasm; nucleus. Lineage: Eukaryota; Fungi; Ascomycota; Sordariomycetes; Hypocreales; Bionectriaceae. Bases 1 to 1383 code for a protein of 460 amino acids.